AUGUCUUUUGUUGCGGCAACGUGCACGCUCAUAGAAAUCGUCAAAUACAUGAGCGAAGCCUUGACGCCGUGGACCGUGCUGUUCACCCACGUUGUCAAACUAACGUGCGCUUCGGCGAUCCUGGCCCUCGACGUGGUGUUUAUGCGCAAGAGAAGGAAUACCAGUCACUUGUCGGUAUCGGCUUGGACGUCGCUUUAUUGUACGUGUCGAACCGUGCAAGCACCCCUGACCCUCCCUGCCUCCCUCCCUCGUCCUUCACGGCUAAUCAUUCUCUGUAGUAUCACGGCCAUCACGCUGGCAAUCUACGCCAUUCUCACGUACAGGCGACUGUCGGCGUUUGACGACUACGUGCGCCCGGCCAACGUCAAAGGGUACGGCUUCAACGACGGCGAAGACGCCGACUUUUCAUACACCAGCCGCCUGAGCAUCCUACGUUCCGUGGAUAAACGCGGGCCCGUUGGCUCACACCGCCCGAGCAUCGGGUCUCUUCGAUCCGCCAAAAACGAACCGGUCAUGUUGAACGAUAUGCAACGAGCGCCAAGCUACUACAGCCACGAGCGAGAUACGCAGUUUGACGAAUACGUGGCGCGCCGGGGUUCGCUCGGCGCCAGAUCAGAUUUCGAGCGGCGGACGAGCAGCGACUACAGACGGGAUAGCCCCCCGGGAGACGUGUCGCCGGACUCGCUCGUCGUGACGGGCACGGUGCCAAGCCGCACUCGAGGUGCCAGCAUCACGCGUGAAGUUAGCUACACCAGCGACCAUGUGCUGGUUGCUGUGCCCGAAGAAGACCACGAGGCGCCGGGUGAGGCUGCUCGGCAGAGCGACAGGACGACUUUGCUGGGGGGCAGUCUACGGAACAGCGACGAGAGCAUUAUGCAGCUUCGCCCGGUUCUUCAAGAGGUGGAUGUUCCGGAGCCCAAGUGGCGGCGGGAGCAGGGCUCUGAUGAGAAUACGAUAUACCCUCGAUGA
Messenger RNA from Metarhizium acridum CQMa 102, 969 nucleotides. Lineage: Eukaryota; Fungi; Ascomycota; Sordariomycetes; Hypocreales; Clavicipitaceae. The record is from RefSeq and is a predicted model, not a curated record.